This is a messenger RNA of Morus notabilis, 783 nucleotides long. RefSeq lists its product as uncharacterized. NCBI's taxonomy places the organism in Eukaryota, Viridiplantae, Streptophyta, Magnoliopsida, Rosales, Moraceae. The transcript has 5 exons. Gene Ontology annotation, molecular function: box C/D methylation guide snoRNP complex binding. Gene Ontology annotation, biological process: box C/D snoRNP assembly. Bases 65 to 688 code for a protein of 207 amino acids. The record is from RefSeq and is a predicted model, not a curated record.
UGUAGGGUUUAAGAUUGUCUGGUUAAAUUGGUUUUCCAUAUUCCUAGCUAAAACCCAGAGAGAGAUGGAAAGCAGUAGCAAGGACCUUCUACAACUAGAGCACAAAAAACUCUCCUUUUCAUCUUUAGAAUCCACACUAAAUGUUUGUAAAAAUGACUCACUGAAAUCUCAGAGAGAGAAAACCAAGCCUGGUGGAAUUGGAAGUCCCAUCACUGCUCCGGUUCCUCAGAGCCAAGUUUUGGGCAAAGUAAAAGACUUUUUGGGAGUCAUAUUAGAAGCUAAUGCAAGGCUGCAGCUUGAUGCAAAGGACAAUUCUGAAAAGUUUGAUAUCGAAGCGCUUACUGGAAAUGAAUCUCAAGUCAUUGAAAUGGACUUGAUGCUGGGCAUUGCUGAUCUUCACACACCCGAGGCUGUGGCUGCUGCUGAAUCUGCGAUUGCUGGUUAUCAGCCAGUGAUUCCGUUGGCAAUUAGCAGCAGCGACGCGGAAUCAGAAGAUAGCAGUGAUGAGGAUGACGACCACGAUGGCAACGGUUGUGAUGAACAUGAUGCUAGAAACAAGCAUGAUGGGAAAACAUCUUCCAUGGAGCUCGAAAGAUCUCAGCUCGCCAAAGACAAUGCUUCUACUGUGGUUGGAAAGGGCAAGUCAAAACGACGGCCAAAGAUUGUUGAUAUGGAUGUUUGCCAAUGAGUAAUUGCAGGAUAUGUGGACUGUUAGCUUGUUGUAACACUCUCAACAAGUGAAAGUACUUCAACAAGGAGGGAGUGUUUUGAUGAUGUUGGAAA